This is a messenger RNA of Cololabis saira (Pacific saury), 4151 nucleotides long. RefSeq names its product SKI family transcriptional corepressor 2 (gene skor2). Gene Ontology annotation, cellular component: transcription regulator complex; nucleus. Gene Ontology annotation, molecular function: RNA polymerase II cis-regulatory region sequence-specific DNA binding; SMAD binding; DNA-binding transcription factor activity, RNA polymerase II-specific. NCBI's taxonomy places the organism in Eukaryota, Metazoa, Chordata, Actinopteri, Beloniformes, Belonidae. The coding region runs from base 246 to 2666 and encodes 806 amino acids. The transcript has 9 exons. Gene Ontology annotation, biological process: negative regulation of transcription by RNA polymerase II; negative regulation of BMP signaling pathway. The record is from RefSeq and is a predicted model, not a curated record.
UCGCGUCUGACGAGCGAACUCACUACACAGCCGAGCAAGACAGCCAGUACUGAGUCCACGUGCUCCCCGGAUAUAAAUAAGUGUGUUUACUUGAGAAAGAGAGACACACAGAGAGAGAAAGAAUGAGUCUUUGUAAAGCGUUUAGGACCAAUCAAUUUGCGUUGUGAAGGGAGAGCCCUUCUCCGCGGCGUUUGGAGUUAUUCCCAAAAAGUCGGAGGUUGUUCGCUAUUCGUUUUACUUCAGUAAUGGACAAGACUCAUCUUUCAAGCUCUAAUGAGUUAAUAAUGACAAGCUCAACAGGACCUUAUCAACAGGAGCCUCUCACUCCACCCAGGGCCGCACAUCACCAUUCCUCAUCCUCUUCUUUAUCCUCACCCUCUCCUUCCUCCUCGCCCCUUAAACCCAACCAAGUCGGGCAGGUCAUCCUGUACGGAGUUCCAAUUGUGUCACUGGUCAUUGAUAACAACGAGAGAUUGUGUUUGGCACAGAUUUCCAAUACACUCCUCAAGAACUACAGCUAUAAUGAGAUUCAUAAUCGUCGCGUGGCACUGGGCAUCACCUGUGUCCAGUGCACUCCAGUUCAGCUGGAAAUACUCCGUAGGGCUGGUGCCAUGCCCAUUUCAUCACGCCGCUGCGGCAUGAUCACUAAGCGUGAAGCCGAGCGCCUGUGUAAGUCCUUCCUGGGAGAGAACUCGCCGCCGAAACUGCCAGACAACUUUGCUUUUGAUGUUACACAUGAAUGCGCCUGGGGUUGCCGUGGUAACUUCAUACCAGCACGUUACAACAGCUCCAGGGCCAAAUGCAUCAAGUGCUCCUUCUGCAACAUGUACUUCUCCCCAAACAAGUUCAUUUUCCACUCCCACCGCACCCCAGAUGCCAAGUACACCCAGCCUGAUGCUGCCAAUUUUAACUCAUGGCGACGACACCUCAAACUUACUGACAAACACCCUCCCGAAGAGUUGAUCUAUGCAUGGGAAGACGUCAAAGCUAUGUUCAAUGGAGGAAGUCGAAAGAGAGCACUGCCCUCUUCGGCUCACUGUUCCUCCAUGGGUUCUAUGAAGACUCACCCAGGUUCAGUGGGGUCUCACAUAAUGGGACCUGAACUGGGUGCUCAGAAAAGGUCCCGCUUCGAAGAUGAAGAUGAUCUAGAUGGAGGUAGUCUUUCUCCCCGCAAAACAGCCCGCAGCUACCCUGUCAUCCCUGUCCCAAGCAAGGGCUUCGGCAUGUUACAGAAGUUCCCUCCUACAUCUCUCUUCCCUUCCCCUUAUCCCUUCCCAGCAUUUAGCCUGUGCCAGCAGAAAAAAGAGGACAGUGAGGUUUCAGUUGGGCAGAAGGGAGCAGGGUUGUCAGGUCUGUUAUGGCCUGGCCGUAAAGACGCUUUUUACCCUCCUUUCUGUAUGUUUUGGCCACCAAGAGCAGCAGGAGGAAUUCCUGUCCCCACCUAUCUCCAGCCUCAGCCCAGCACCCUCUCCUCCCUGACUGACAACCCCUCUCUCCGCCAGGCCUUUCUAGAUCUCUCAGACCCCGUUGAAUCUGGAGCUGUAAACGGCAAUGGAAACAGUGUCAGUGCAAGCAUGGCCCCUGGCAGUGGGACCACCACAUCUAGAACAGGGCUCUUUGACCCAGAGUGCACAACAGUUACACCUGACCUUCGCCCUGUGACAUCUGAGGGAUGGCUCAAACUGUUGGACAACCCAACACUCCAAACAAGAAAGCCGAGCUACAGUUCUGCCUUUCGCCCAGUCGUUAAGGACGCAGAGAGCAUCGCUAAGCUCCAUGGCAACAGCGGAGGAGCCGCUGGGGCAACAGAUGAAGAUUUUGAAUCUGGGGUUGCUGGAUCGGACCAACAUCAGCGACUGUCGCCUACCAGCAGUUGCAGUUAUGGAAGUGAAAGCGGAGGCGACGGAGAAGCAGAGGGAGGAGAGAGCGAGGAGGAGGGCGAAGUGGAUGUGGAGUCAUCAAAACAGGAGGAAGAGGAGGAGGAAGAGGAGGGGAAUUUCACUAGUAGGCCUCGACAGACUGAAACCAACCUUUAUCUUCCUACUUUGAGUGACAGCACUGGGGAGGAAAGGGGAAAGGAGAGCGGGAAUGGUGCAGUGUAUCCGGGCAUCUCCCCUCAGUCUUCCUCGAAUCCCACCCUACAGGAAUCGCUGAGCUUACCUGCCUCUCCUCGGACCAGUCUGCCUCUCUCCAGCUCUACCCCACCUCACCGAGAAGACACGGCUUACAAAAACGUUCCGAAAAAUAGAGACGAAGGUCUACCUGCAUAUGCGACCAAAGACACUUCCAGCAUUUCUGAUGAAAACAAAGAGCAGAGUAGUUUCUUUGUGCCCGAGAGUGAGACAUCAGCGCCGGACUAUUGGAGGGAGAGCUCAGGUGAUCAGUGCAGAGGUGCUACUUCUCCUGUACCACUAAAGAAGGAUGUUGAAAACAUGGAGAAAGAAGAACUCCAGAAAGUUCUGCUGGAGCAGAUCGACUUCAGGAGACGACUGGAACAAGAGUUUCAUGCUCUGAAGGGCACCUCACCAUUUCCUGUUUUCCAUAAUUUUCAAGAUCAGAUGAAAAGAGAACUCGCCUACAGAGAGGAAAUGGUGCAGCAGUUACAGAUGAUACCCUACGCAAACAUCAUUAGAAAAGAAAAAAUCAGCUCCCAUUUCAGCAAAUAGCCACAAAGGCUGAGUCAGUGAAAUCAAGAGCUGGAAGCUGUUCAGACUUCUUUUGAGCAGAAAAAAAAAUCCUACUAGAAAUUUAGGUCAAAACACCAACCGAAAGGAACGUGACACUAUCACACACAUACCCAUUUCCUAUUUGCCUCCUUUAACUCUUACUCAUAGCCCUGCACAAAUCUGUUUGCUACUACUACUACUACUACUACUUUGUACUGAUAUGGACACACUGGUACAAGAUUCCUCAUUAUUUCACUAGCUUUGGUCACGUUUCUUUUCCAAACUGACUGAACUGAAUGCAGCUCAUGUAAACAAGGGACUUUAGGAGAAAUUAAGCAAGUCCUGCUGUAUCACUCUCAUUGUUUGCCACAGUCAAAGCUUUAGCCAAAUAGAUCUAAAGCAAAGCAGGCCAUUAUCCUUUGUGAACCUUCCAGGGAUGCUGAGGUCUGGCUGGAAGGCAGCUGUACAUGUAAAAAAGGAACCAAUAAGAAGUUAUGACUGCAGGAAAACUGGACGUAAUUAUCAGUGGCUCUGACUGCCGUUGGCCCAAAUGAGACUGCUGUUGCAUUGGUAUUACAACACGGCAAAUUUAAAGAGAAAUUACUCAUUAUUUGUUAUCAGCAUUUGAUCCCAAAGAGAUUCUGAAUACUGAAGUUGAAGAACACAAUAGCACAGGCAGUAUUGAUGAUUAGGAUUGUAUACCUGUUGAUGUAUUGAGAACAGUGUUUGUCCUGGAUUGUUUCACACAAAGGGUUCUCACUCUGGCAGCACACACUACAGCAAUCAUGAUUCUUUCUUUUUUUAUGUUUUGGAUGUACAAAAAGCUAGAGUAUUAAUUUUCCCUACAGAUGUCGCUGCAUUGUAUCACAUCUGUUUAUAAAUAUUUAACAUUUUAUUUAAGAUGGGAAAUCUCCUAAAAUGAUCCUUUGUGUCUCAUUAACUGUUACCUCAACCUGUAUCAAGCAGAGCAAAUGGGUUUUUGCUAAAAGGAACGCUGAAGGUAUUCUUUCUCUCUGCCCAAUUGUUACCGGUUGUAACAAUCCUCAAUACACAGGUGAUAGUGACAUCAGCUGAUGGAUGGUGAACAGACAAAUAAAGACUUAACUUGCGUUUCCUCCAAAAGACUGCACAGCCAACAAGGAACAAAAAACUACAUUUCGUCAGCAUUGUGUAUCUAUAUGUAAAUGAUGUCACUUGACUGUAUAAAAUGUCAUACAUGAGAAUACUGGAGAUUACAGUCAUGCUAUAUGUGUUUGUUUAUUUAUUUGAGUAUCAAACGUUGAGGUCCAGAUUGUGAAAAUACUAUUUAUUGUAAUGUUAAAAGAAGAGGAAAGAGACCUGACAAUGAUGAUGCAGUUGGGUGUAUUUAAAAAAAAAUUAUUCAAUGACAUCUCACUCACCUUGUUGAUAGAAUGAAUGAUUGAAGUUGUUGUCUAUUGAUAAGAGGUUACCAUUACAAACUGUUUAUGCAGAUGUAUUUCAAAA